AGUGCUCUUGUCACGAACAAAGUGGAAGGUAAACAAAAUCUUAUCCCUUUUUCCACCCUACAACUGCAAUUUGCAAUCAAUGCAGACUUCAGGAGCAAAGUACAUGUGGUAAACAAGAAUGGCAAGCGCAAACCAGAAUAAAAUUGCUCCCGAGCAAUCUAGUCUUGACUCAGUACGCUUCGCAGAAAAGCCAAAACAGGUAACCUUCGAGCAAUUUAUGGUGGAACAUUUAGGCAGUCUUGGAAGGUAUCAGUUGAUACAGUUUCUUCUGGUGUGUAUCCCCAGUGCGUUUGUAUCUCUACACGUAAUGAGCUGGACAUUUGUUUCAAUCCCUUCAUGUUCUGGUGGUGAAAACUGCACAAUUAACGGAUACUCCGCUGCCGAUAGGUGGAAUUUGCAAGGAGAUAGAGCUUGGAUUAAAGCUACUGUCCAGUCACUCUACUACAUUGGCCACAUGGUCGGGGCUACACUUUGGGGAAUCGUCAGCGACAAAUUUGGGAGGAAAAAAGCGUAUUGUAUUGCAAUCACUGCUCAAAUUUCUUGUGGAUUAGUGCUGAUUAUCGCACCAACGUGGUGGCUUUUCGGUAUUUUUAAACUUGGAACCGGAGUUGCUCAUCCUGGUCUUUACGCAGUAUCUAUAGUACUUGCAACGGAGUUGCUUGGAGCUACAUGGAGAAGACUUUCGGCGAUUGGCGCCGGAAUCUUGGGGGCAGUUGGAGAAUUGAUUCUUGCCGGCCUGGCUUACCUGAUUCGUGAUUAUCGAGCGUUGCACGCAGCUUUUGUGCUACCAUCAUUACUAUUCAUCUCUUACUGGUGGUUGGUGCCAGAAAGUCUUCGAUGGCUUGUGUUGCAAGGACGUUUCGACGAAGCUGAUCGGGUAAUGAGUAAAGCAGCACGGAUAAAUAAAGCCAAUAUACCAGACAAAUGGUGGGAAAAGCUGGAAAUAUCGGCAAACACCAAACAGACCGCUGGGUUUCUAGACCUCUUUCGCACACAGAAGCUCAGACGAAGAAUACUUGUAGCUAUUCUUGUAUGGCCUGUAAACAGUAUGGUGUAUUAUGGUUUGACUAUGAAAAGCGACGUCGGCGGUGGCAGCCUAUACGUGAAUUUUGCUAUUAGUGCAGCUAUGGAAUUACCUGGCCUAAUAGUGCUGUAUCUUCUCAUGGACAGGAUUGGAAGGCGACGGCUCAUUUCCUGCAGCUUAGCUAUCGCCGGGAUUUGUCUUGUUCUAAAUUGGGCCAUUGGAGAUAAUGUGCCAGUUUACUGGGGAAUGGUGCAAAUAGCUAUUGCUAAAGGAGCAAUCACCGUGUCUUAUACUGGAGUGUACGCAUAUACAUCCGAGAUGUUUCCCACUGUGAUACGCAAUACAGCUGUUGGAUGUUGUUCGACGGCUUCACGUAUUGGAGCUAUCGCGGCUUCAUAUGUAGCGCUAUGGCUUGUUGACGAAUACGGCAAGCUUGCCAUGGUAAUUCCGUUUUCCUUACUUGCUCUGAUAUCUGCAGCUUUGACAGCUUUAUUACUGCCGGAAACUAUGAAUAAACCACUGCCUGAAACGAUAGAUGAUGUUGAGGGCAAAAAUCAAUAACCUCAUUUGCAGAACAAGAUUUGAUUUCUAACUUGCAUCACUUCUUCUGCCUAAUAAACCGAUC
Cylicocyclus nassatus is the source of this 1649-nucleotide messenger RNA. The record is from the annotation of a GenBank genome assembly. Lineage: Eukaryota; Metazoa; Nematoda; Chromadorea; Rhabditida; Strongylidae.